Prorocentrum cordatum is the source of this 324-nucleotide messenger RNA. NCBI's taxonomy places the organism in Eukaryota, Dinophyceae, Prorocentrales, Prorocentraceae. The record is from the annotation of a GenBank genome assembly.
AUGCCCGCCGCCGGCGCCCUCGUUUCGUUCGACGCGCAGCUAGCCAAGCGGCAGCAGGAUGAGCUGCAGCGGUACAACGGAACGCGGGCCGUCUCGCACUACGCGGGGCCGAAGGUGAAAUGGGAGGAUACGGGCCUGUACAAGGCCAUGGUCAAGAGCCAGGAGAUCGAGGAGGAGCUGGUCAAGAUCCGCAACCUCAUCCGCAAGCGCACGGACCUGUUCUACGAGGAGGGCGACGACGACUUUGGGGCCGCCCCCGCGCGGCAGUUCGACGUCAAGGCUGGGAUCCUCGCCGGGCGGGCGGUGGCGGCGGAGGAGAAGUAG